Phytophthora infestans T30-4 is the source of this 1677-nucleotide messenger RNA. Its product is annotated as beta-glucosidase, putative. Gene Ontology annotation, biological process: glucan catabolic process. Lineage: Eukaryota; Oomycota; Peronosporomycetes; Peronosporales; Peronosporaceae. The transcript is spliced from 3 exons. Gene Ontology annotation, molecular function: beta-glucosidase activity. The record is from RefSeq and is a predicted model, not a curated record. The coding region runs from base 1 to 1677 and encodes 558 amino acids.
AUGAACGGUACCACACGAACUUUGAAUGAGACCGCGGUGCGUUUGUUUGCUAAACAGCACGUUGGUUCGUAUCUCAACACGUACUGGGACGGGCCCGUGAACGGCAGCUACGGCUACAACGCCUCCGAGUUCCGCUCGCUGAUCCAGCGUAUCCAGACCAUCUCCAUGGAGGAGAAUGGAGGCCAUCCCAUCAUUUACGGUAUUGACUCCGUACACGGCGCCAACUACGUGGACGGGCCUGUGCUGAUGCCCCAGCAGAUCAACAGCGGUGCUAGUUUCAACCCCGACCUGGUCUACGAGGUGGCUCGCAUCACUGCUCGUGACACUGAGGCUGCUGGGAUCAGCUGGGUGUUUGGCCCCAUCCUGGAUAUCUCGCAAAACACGCUGUGGUCGCGCACGUACGAGACGUUUGGCGAAGACCCGUACUUGGUUUCCGUCAUGGGCGCUGCUCUCGUCCGUGGUCUUCAGAGCUACAACCAGACGGCUGCGUGCAUCAAGCACUUCGUCGGGUACUCCAAGACGCCCACGGGGCACGACCGAGACAAUGUGAACAUGCCGGACUUUGACCUGCUGAACUACUUCCUACCACCGUUCAAGGCUGCUUUUGAGGCCGGCGCGCUGACAACGAUGGAGAACUACAUUUCCCUCAACGGCGACCCCGUCGUCGCCAGUUCGAGGAUCCUGAACGACCUCCUUCGAUCGGAUCUGGGGUUUAACGGCGUUCUACUCUCGGACUGGAACGAGAUCUACAAUCUACACGACUUCCACCGCGUGUCGGCUACUCGUGAAGAAGCUGUCGGGACGUCUUUGAAACAAACAUCUAUCGACAUGAGCAUGGAGACUCGCCUGCGUGAGUCGGCCAAGCGAAUCAUUAAGCUGAAGCUGCAGCUCGGUCUGUACGACAACCCGGUGCCUGGCAAAGAGUAUGUGUCGAUGGUGGCAAAUGAGAAGGACAAGGAGACUGCGUUGGAGAUGGCGCGUGAGUCCAUCGUACUCCUGAAAAAUGAAGAUGAUGUGUUGCCACUGCCGAAAAAUGCGUCCGUAUUCCUCACUGGCCACUCAGCUGAUAAUGUUGGACUGCAGUGCGGUGGCUGGACGUUCAUCUGGCAAGGUUACUCCGGUAACGACAUGUUCAACAACGGUAUUACCGUCCGCAAGGGCUUGGAGAACCUGGUGGGUAACGACUCUUUCACGUAUUUCAACGGGCUUCAGGUGAACGGGUCGAUUUCUAAUGCCGACCUUGCCAAGGCCGUGGAGCUCGCCAGCCAACAUGAGUACACCGUCGCAGUUAUUGGGGAGCCCAACUACACGGAAAAGGCUGGUGACAUUUUCGAUCCGACUCUGCCUGAGGGUCAACAAAAGUACAUUGAGGCACUCGCUGCAACGGGGACAAAGGUCGUCGUUGUCCUGUUUGAGGGUCGUCCGCGUCUGCUUGGCUCAAUUCCGGAUAACGCUGCGGCCAUCAUCGAUGGCAUGCUGCCCUGUGAGCUUGGGGGUCAAGCCAUGGCUGAAAUUCUCUACGGAGACGUGAACCCCAGUGGCAAACUGCCGAUCACUUACCCGAAGGACCCGGCCAACACCGCCAUCCCCUACAACCACCGCGUCACAACGCGUUGUAUGUGGGACAACUGCUGGAUGCAGUGGGACUUUGGUGCUGGCCUCAGCUACACGAAAUGA